Messenger RNA from Prunus dulcis (almond), 3645 nucleotides. Its product is annotated as non-lysosomal glucosylceramidase. Bases 587 to 3412 code for a protein of 941 amino acids. Lineage: Eukaryota; Viridiplantae; Streptophyta; Magnoliopsida; Rosales; Rosaceae. The record is from RefSeq and is a predicted model, not a curated record. Gene Ontology annotation, cellular component: membrane. The transcript is spliced from 18 exons. Gene Ontology annotation, biological process: glucosylceramide catabolic process; carbohydrate metabolic process. Gene Ontology annotation, molecular function: glucosylceramidase activity; beta-glucosidase activity.
AACAGCAGGGCAGGAGAGAGAGAGAGAGAGAGGGAGAGGGAGAGUAAAGCAGAGCUGAAAGAAGCUCCACCUGGCGAUCUGAGACACGUAGUUGAUUGCAGCAGGCAUUUGGAGACUGUUUGAGUUACAGGCGGCCGACUCUCUGCUCGCCACGACAAACUCUCAAUCACCUUACAUCCUCACACACACAACAAAAGACUCUCAACUCAACAGACCCACCAAGCCACCAAUCCAUCCAAUCCAAUCAAAUUCAAUCAAAUCAAAUAUCAAUUUCAAAAUCUUUGCUUUUCGAAUCCCCAAAGUAAUUGGAUUCGGUGGAGCUCCAGUUCCGGCUGCUUCUUCUGCCUAUUCAAAUUUAAGAUCUUGGCUGUGAAGAAAGCUCAAAGAAAGCUUCAAAGCUAUUUGCUUGCUUGCCCUUUCGUGUACGCUUAUAUUCGGGCUUUGCCGUUUUCUGGAGGUGGAAGGAAGGUCUCUGGGUCUUCCUUGUAAUCGAAUUUGGACGGCUUAAUUUGGAGAUAUAUUUUAACUCGAAAUUCAGAUAGUUUGUUUGUUUGUUGGGCUAGUGAAUAGCUAAGAAUUAGUCGACAUGGUCAGUGGGCAUUUGUUCCAUUGUAGAAAGAAUUCAUGGCCGCCUGAGGAGUAUAUCAACAGAAACACUUUGCAGUUGUUUGAUUUUGAUAGUGCGGCCCCACCAGAACAUGCCUGGAGGAGGAAGUUAAACAGCAAUGCUAAUCUUCUCAGAGAAUUUAGUGUUACAUUUAGGGAAGCGAUAAAGAUGGUUAGGUUAGGUAUACGCUUGUGGUCAUAUAUCAGGGAAGAGGCUUCUCAUGGAAGGAAAGCACCUAUUGAUCCUUUUACACGAGAAAGUUGCAAGCCAUCUGCAGCUCAGGGGGUUCCACUUGGAGGGAUGGGAAGUGGCAGCAUAUCUAGAGGUUUUAGAGGCGAGUUCAGGCAAUGGCAAAUAAUUCCUGGUAUAUGUGAAGGUUCUCCUGUCAUGGCCAAUCAAUUCUCUAUUUUUAUAUCUAGGGAUGGUGGGAAUAAAAAUUAUGCAUCAGUCUUGGCCCCUGGUCAACAUGAAGGGUUAGGGAAAGUUGGUGAUCAGGGUAUAUCAUCAUGGGGCUGGAACCUGGGUGGCCAGCAUUCCACAUACCAUGCUUUAUUUCCGAGGGCAUGGACCGUAUACGAUGGUGAACCUGACCCAGAAUUGAAAAUUUCGUGUCGGCAAAUUUCACCAUUCAUUCCUCAUAAUUACAGAGAAAGCAGUCUUCCUACAGCUGUUUUUGUCUACACGUUGGUGAACACUGGAAAAGAAAGAGCGAAAGUCAGCCUUCUAUUUACAUGGGUGAAUUCAAUUGGAGGAAUCUCACACUUGUCAGGAGAUCAUGUGAAUGAACCAUUUAUAGGCGAAGAUGGAGUCUCUGGUGUACUUCUACAUCACAAGACUGCAAAAGGGAAUCCUCCUGUUACUUUUGCGGUAGCUGCAUGCGAAACUCAAAACGUGAGUGUGACUGUUUUGCCAUGUUUUGGGUUAUCUGAAGGAAGUAGCCCUACCGCUAAAGAAAUGUGGGAUAAAAUGGUGCAGGAUGGACAAUUUGAUCGGGAGAAUUUCAAUUCUGGGCCAUGCAUGUCUUCAUCACCUGGAGAGACACUCUGUGCUGCAGUUUCAGCUUCUGCUUGGGUGGAACCUCAUGGGAAAUGCACUAUUGCAUUUGGUCUAUCAUGGUCAUCUCCAAAAGUAAAAUUUUUGAAGGGAAGCUCGUACCAUAGGAGGUACACAAAAUUCUAUGGAACAUCUGAAAGGGCAGCUCAGGACUUGGUGCAUCAUGCGUUAACAAAUUACAAGCGAUGGGAAGAAGAUAUUGAAAAGUGGCAAAACCCUAUCCUCAAGGAUGAAAAAUUACCAGAAUGGUACAAGUUCACAUUGUUCAAUGAGCUCUACUUUCUGGUGGCUGGAGGAACAGUUUGGAUUGAUUCUCCCUUACCAGUAACAAACAUUAAUGAAAAUCAACGUCAAUUAACAAAUGUUGAAUAUACAGACGUCAAGGUUACUGAAGCUGAAGUCAACAAUAAACAAGGCACAGUUGUCGAGCAUACUGCAACUGGUCAUCAUAGGAGUGUAAAGUUGGAUCCACAAAAUGACAACGAAGAUGUUGGGAGGUUCCUUUAUUUGGAAGGAGUGGAAUAUAUCAUGUGGAACACAUAUGACGUGCACUUCUAUGCUUCAUUUGCCCUUCUUGAGCUGUUUCCCAAAAUCGAACUCAAUAUUCAAAGGGACUUUGCAAAAGCUGUCUUAUCUGAAGAUGGAAGAAAAGUAAAGUUUCUGGCAGAAGGCAAUUGGGGAAUUCGUAAGGUUAGAGGAGCUGUCCCUCAUGAUCUGGGAACACAUGAUCCGUGGAACGAAAUGAAUGCAUACAAUAUUCAUGAUACUAGUAAGUGGAAGGAUUUGAACCCAAAGUUUGUACUUCAGGUGUAUAGAGACUUUUCUGCAACAGGGGAUAUGGCAUUUGGAGUUGAUGUCUGGCCUGCUGUUCGUGCUGCAAUGGAGUACAUGGAACAAUUUGACAGGGACAAUGAUGGUCUCAUUGAAAAUGAUGGUUUCCCUGAUCAGACCUACGAUGCUUGGACAGUUCAUGGGGUUAGUGCUUACUGUGGCUGCUUGUGGCUUGCUGCACUUCAAGCUGCAGCUGCGAUGGCCUUUCAACUAGGUGACAAAGCUUUUGCUGAAUGGUGUAAAACUAAAUAUUUAAAGGCAAAACCAGCGUUUGAGGAAAAAUUGUGGAAUGGCUCUUAUUUUAAUUACGAUAGCGGAUCAAGUAGUAACAGUAAAUCUAUACAGGCAGAUCAACUGGCUGGGCAGUGGUAUACUGCAUCCUCAGGUUUACCUUCCCUUUUUGAUGAUUUUAAAAUCCAAAGUGCUCUGCAGAAGAUCUAUGAUUUCAAUGUCAUGAAAGUUAAAGGAGGCAGGAUGGGUGCCGUAAAUGGAAUGCAUCCCAGUGGAAAGGUGGAUGAGUCCUGCAUGCAGUCUCGUGAAAUAUGGACUGGUGUCACCUAUGGAGUGGCUGCUACAAUGAUCCUGGCUGGAAAGGAGAAAGAGGCAUUCACUACUGCUGAAGGUAUUUUUAUUGCCGGCUGGUCUGAGGAGGGCUAUGGAUACGGGUUCCAGACUCCUGAGGGAUGGACGAUGGACGGCCACUUCAGAUCUCUAAUAUAUAUGAGGCCGCUCUCUAUUUGGGCCAUGCAAUGGGCGUUAAAUCUGCCCAAGGCAAUUCUUGAGGCUCCUACUAUUAAUAUAAUGGAUAGAAUACUUUUGUCAUCUUUCAGUUCCAGAUCCUCUCAAAAUGAAUCAGGUGUGAGAAAGAUAGCAACCAAGGCAAAGUGCUUUGGGAAUUCUGUGUUCAACUGUGCAUGCUGAUUGUAACUUGUAACAUUGACUGUAUUGUAUAGAAGUGUCUAGCGAAUCUUUGCUUCGUGGAACCCUCUCGCUGUGAAUUAAUAUAUGCUGGGAGAGGUUUGGGGAAGCCUUGGCGAAAUAGCCAAAUAGGUAAUAAAAGAUUGAGUUGUAUUUCAUUUACAUGAUAUGUACAUCAGUUUUCCUUUGUCAUUGAAAUAUUUUGUUGUGACUAAUCAAAAGCGAAAGUACGGCAA